AUGCAUCCCGAUCACCGACCAGAGCCUCUGAGGCUGGGCACAUUGUCCCGUUCGCGCAGCGCAAGCACACCGAGCGAUUUACAUUUCUCGAAGAAGAGCGUGCUAUCCCCGCCUCCAGUGGUGCCUAGCCCUGCAUACGUUGCCGCUUCGGCCGCUAUUCAAAUCAUCAGCGCAGGUGAGCACGAUGCCGAUCUGGACGGCGAAGAAGACGCAGGAUUUAGCCAGUCUGUCUCUGUGACUCCUCCAUCCCUGUCGCUGCUGAACGGAUUCUUGGACCAUAUACUAUUCAACAUUCUGGCUGUAUCCAAGUCAACGAGAUUGAGCGCAAUCCGGCCGGCCAUCGCUGAGGUCCUAAAGCCUCGAUUUGCCAAGGAAGUUAUUGCUGCUGCUGACGACGAGCUCAGCGAAUACAUGAGCGGUGAAGAUGAUGAGGAAGAAGAGUUUGGCGGAAAUCGCGAAUCGCAUGAUUUCGACCUCGUCCGCUCGUGGAAACUGACCCGUCUACGCUGUAUGGUCUAUACACGUCUGGGGGACAUGGAAGAAGAAGAUGAGGACGAAUAUAUUGAGCGGGAAGGGCUCAACGACAUGGACGCUGCGCACCAACGAUUCUCAACCUAUCUGGGAACUAUCACACCAGCGGCAGCUAUUUUCCUCACAUCCAUCAUUGAGUAUAUCGGCGAGCAGGCCUUGCUUAUCGCUGGAGAGACGGCUCGAUCCCGCCUUUCCUCGAAACCCAGCAGCAUACGUGAUGGCCAGGUCGAGUCUAGAACCGGUCGUGACUAUCAGCUCGUCGUCGAGGAGAACGACAUGGAGAAACUGGCGCUAAACGCUACCCUAGGACGUCUAUGGAGAACAUGGAGGAAGCGCAUUCGCACACCAGCUCUGGCUCGGACACUUUCUCGAGAAUCCAUGCUUCGCAGAGGCUUCUAUACACCAUCCAGUGUCAACAGUAGGAAGAGCAGCGUGGCUACCAUCGAGGAAGCCCAGAUCCGCGAGUUCGCUACCCACCCAUCAGCACAAGAACAGGAGAAAGUCGAUCCUGCUUCAAUAGCUUUGCCGAUGAGUGAAAACGAUGUAACCGAAAUCGAAAUACCAGGACUAGCUGCCAACUUUGAAGAUGAAAUCCAGACAAUGGAGGCAAGAGUGGCCCACAAGGUCAGGCCUCGCAGUUUGAUGGUAGUUUCGUCGGUUGGUGGUGUAUCAAGUCAAUCAUCUCCUGCUUCUGCCUCCCCUCGUGUUCGCUCCGCUGUGGAAUUGAGCUUUGGCAGCCAUAAUCGAGGCUGGUCGCUACCGACGCCUACUAAUCCAUCUCGCCCGAACCGAACGCCCGACGAGCGUGACACUGGAGAUGAAUUUGUCACUCCUAGCGAAGAGAAACCACAAUUGGAGACGAUGUACGAGAACGAUGAGAACACAGCGCCCACCGAACGGGACGGGGCUUCUGUCGAAGAAAAAAGUCUCUCCGAGGGACGCAAGUCAUUAGAACAUACAGUGUAUGCACGUCCCGAAGAAGUAAAUAUCGACAAAGGUGUUCGCGCAAAAUCGACGGAAGUGGCAGAACCUGUCGGUCAACCUACUAGUUGGUUCGAUAGUCCAUCGGCCGACGUCGGUACGGUGGAGCAGGAGGUUAUCGAAGGGCAAGGGACGUGCGAGAAGCAAAACCUAUCGUCGUCUGUGCAACGACCUAAGAGAAAAUCAAGCAGGGAGGUUUCCGUUAAAGCCAGCAAGUCUACUCUGGUCCAGGAGCCUAGCGAGUCUAUCAUGCAAGAUGCCGUUAACGAAGAGUCAUCUUCGAUGCAAGCCACCAACUCCUUGCGUGAAUCCAACGCCGCAUCCGCGCCACCAAACGUCAAUCAUAAGGAGACCAAAAAAUAUGCUCCGCAGAAACGGGAAUCAAAGAAUAUCAUAAAUGCGACAGCUGCUAAAUCAGAUCACAAGCAAGUCAACGGUGGUACCGCUCCAUUGUCCCCUACCCCGGAACUCACUGAGGUCCCAGAGUCACCCAAAAGACCUCCUCCCCGUCACGUCUCCCAUUCUUCAGAGAGCAUUAACAGGCUUGCUUCAGUUGCUGAUGAGAGUGAGCGCUCUUCUCGGUCUCGCGCCCGAUCACGGACGAAUACUCGAGCUUCCAGUGGGAGUCGGCAUCGCGACGAGCGCUCAAGUCCUGCGGUUGGAACGCCCUCUGAGAGAGCUGGCGUCCAGCGUAUAGCAGGACCCCCUGCUCAGCGAGAAUCGAGUAGACGGCGAUCAGAAAGCGUCGGUCGUCCGGCUACUGCGAGCUCAACGACAUCCAGCAAACUAAAGGGAUUUAUGGGCCGCUCUCAAUCAUCCCAGGGUUCAAAUCGCUUGCGUAGUGCAUCCCAAGCGAGUAGAUCGUCCGAGAAAGCUGGUGACGUCGUGGACGAGGACAAGUCCGAAUUGGAUCAGCUUAUCGAUAGCCAAGAGACUAUACAUUACACUCUCACACCUCGCAAUAUGAGGAAAAUGGAUGCGCCGGACACUCGGAAAUUUGACGCACCACGGUCCAAUACUCUGGAACUUGCUGAGUUCUUGAAGAACACGGCUCCUCCUGGAGAAGACCAGACCCGACCUAACAUGAGGGUAGUCAACGGAUUGCGGGCCAAUCCGCCGGAAAAAUCUGUGACUGCGAAAUACAAACCGAUUGAAAUACCCAUGUCAGCCUCUACUUCCGCAAAGGCACCCAAUUCGAAGAAUGUGCAGCCGCGAGAUGCUCGAUCAACGGUUCAAUCGACUCGCGACUUUGCUGACUUUCUUCGCUCGACUGGACCGCCCGGACAGCCAGUCAAGCCACAUCUGGCGUCCGGCUCCGGCGCGCAUGAUGUGGAAUCUAGAACACACACCCCUCUCUCACAGCAGCGUCCUGGUACGCAGUCGUCAAGACGGACCGGUCCUCGCCUGCAAGCGCGCCCAGCCACAGCCUCCAAAGAGGACCAGACAUCCGAUCUUAUUGACUUCAUACGAGAAGGACCUCCCACGGCAGGCGCUCGUCGUAUACCUAGAACAGUGGCACCAUUCAGAAAUACAAUGGAUUCGGAUGAGCUUCUGUCCCUCGGGCCUCGCGCUGACAAAGAAGCUACAGCAACGAGUUCCACUGGCAGCACCCGGAACAGUUCAAUCAACGCUGCUUACUCUGACAACUCACGUACCGGUCUGAUGGAGUCUGCAAACCGUGCGAAUGUUAGGAUAAGCCCAGCUGUCCAACAGUCUUCUUUGCCCAAGGGAAAGCCAAGUGGUUUCCCUUCUGAGGACGAUGAUAUGCGCCCUGUGAGAAAACAGCGGAGAGUUCGCGAUCCUUAUGCCAUCGAUUCAGAAGACGAAGAUGACCUGGAGGAGUUACUAGAGGGGCCCAAGGCAAAGCCCCAGCGCGAGGAAGAGAGCCUGCUGGAUUUCUUACGGAGCGAACCUCCCCCGGACUUUGGUACUGAUAGCGCCCCUCCGCAGCCGUUCAUAAUGAACGCUGGGCCGUCUAAGAGCUCCAGUGGUAUGUCUGCUGCUUCUGCUAUGAAAGCUCGCCUGUUGCGAAAUGCCUCGCUAGACAGAUUCCCGACCGCGAAACAAGCCAGGACCUCACUGCGUUCCCGGAGGCUCACCAAUAGCACAGCCAACGCCGGACAAAACAUUGUCCCACCGGUUUCAAGCUCCAUACAGCAAGCACCAUCAAACACAGGCGCUCUCAACAGAUCUAUACCCGAGAAAAGUGACUAUACAAACAAGGUUGACCGGGAACAGGGUAGCGGAAUGGAAUAUCCCCCGCGUAGACAGACCGAGACCAGUGCAUUGGCGGAUUUCCUGAAAAAUACCGGCCCUCCAGAGCCUCCUGCCUAUCGAACAUCGCCAACAUUGGAUGACGAGAAGUCUAGUUCGUUUACGAAAUUGUUUACUCGUCGGAAGAAGAUCGAGGUUUAA
Paecilomyces variotii is the source of this 3927-nucleotide messenger RNA. RefSeq lists its product as hypothetical. The coding region runs from base 1 to 3927 and encodes 1308 amino acids. The record is from RefSeq and is a predicted model, not a curated record. The transcript is spliced from 2 exons. Lineage: Eukaryota; Fungi; Ascomycota; Eurotiomycetes; Eurotiales; Thermoascaceae.